AUGGACGUCCCGCACCCAGCCGGAGCCGCCGCGGCGUCGAACACCUCGAGCGAUGUCCCUCCUCCUCCUCCUCCGCCUCCUCCUCCUGGCCCCUCAAAGCCCCCGGGUCCGCCCGGCUCCUCCUCCUCCCGCGACUUUUCUCGACGCAAGAAGCGCACGCACGCCUCGUGCGAGGGAUGCCGCCAGCGCAAGCAGAAGUGCUCGAGGGAGACGGUUUGCACGAAUUGUAGGCUCAGGAACACGCCUUGCGUCUACAUCGACGCUGCCCCAACCGCGUUCAGCGCCAACAAUCCGACGGUAGAGGAACAACUCGCCGACGCUCGCGAAGAGAUUCGUCGCCUGCAAGGUCAGAUCGACCGCUUGACGCAGGAGAACGCGUAUCGCAGCUCUUCGGAGCCUGUCUCGUCGUCGGACGACCCUGCUUUCGACUACCAGACGCUCCUCCCUUCGCUCUUCAGGCCGCGCGCGGGACGAGUCCCCAUCCCCUCGUUCCCGCUCGGUCCUGGCAAUCCCUACAGCUACUCCUACCCCAACACGCCCUACUACGAACCUCGCCACUCAACGCCGUACGCAGACGUCCAGUUCGACACGCCCUCUUACUUCUCGUCGCUGGAGACUGCUCCGUUCGCCCAGCCUACCGCUUCACCUAUCGCAUCGACUCACCAGGGCUACUUCCCGCCGUCACAAGGCCCGUCUCAGCACCUGCCUUGGCCGGCCGGGCACAUCCGCCACCAGACCUAUCCGCCCGUUGGAACGCACCCCUACGAGCCCGCGCGCUCGACUCCUGCGUCCCUGCAGCCGUACCAGCCUCAACAGUCGAGCAGCUCGCACUAUCAGCAGUACGCGCCCGGUUACACAGGAGCAGGCGCCCUCGCAGGACCUUCGAGCGCGACUCUGCCCUACUACGCCUCGAGUUUUGCACAGCCGGCAGCGCAGAACUUCACGACGCUCGAGCAGGCUAUCGUCCCUCCUCAGCCGCGCGCGACGUACGUCUACGCAGCCGAUUCGACGCCUACGCCGACUGCGACUGCUUUCCGACCAGCUGCGACGGCGCAUCUCGAGGACGUCGACGACGGAGCGGUGCAUUGGACGGGUCAGCUGCCCUUGGACAGUCACGGACAAGGCUCGAGUAGUUUUGGAGGAGGAACGUGGGCGCCUCCGCGUGUCAAGGAGGAGCCGGAGGACUGA
Molecule: messenger RNA, 1188 nt
Organism: Rhodotorula toruloides NP11
Lineage: Eukaryota; Fungi; Basidiomycota; Microbotryomycetes; Sporidiobolales; Sporidiobolaceae
Product: fungal specific transcription factor
Exons: 4
Coding region: 1-1188 (395 amino acids)
Biological process (GO): regulation of DNA-templated transcription
Molecular function (GO): DNA-binding transcription factor activity, RNA polymerase II-specific; zinc ion binding
Source: RefSeq, a predicted model, not a curated record